Dentiscutata erythropus is the source of this 123-nucleotide messenger RNA. The record is from the annotation of a GenBank genome assembly. Lineage: Eukaryota; Fungi; Glomeromycota; Glomeromycetes; Diversisporales; Gigasporaceae.
AUGGACACAGAUGGCAUGGAUAUGGAUGAUAUAAACAGCGGUAUGAUGUAUGAUGAAAAUUCAGUAGAUAUAAUAAAUAAAUGGGAUGAGUUCGUUCAUAAAACAGCCCACUAUCAUCAAUAG